AUGCCUCUCAACUUCAACUCCAAACAGAAGCGCGGCGAGUACCAUGACGGGAAAGCGCAAAGUACCGGAAGAGUCAACACGUUCGGCCAGGUCGCUAUACAAUUCCACAGGAACACGACGCAUCUGAAAUACUGGUUCGACAAGCUCCAGAAAGAUUCCGCGGCAUGCCGACCACCGGGAUGCGCAAAACCGCGAAGAGGCAGCACAACUCUGGUGGAUGAGUUCAUCAGCGACAAGACCAGCAGUAUCGGCGCACCGCGACUGAACAUCGCGAUACAUAUUCCUGAUGGAUGA
Molecule: messenger RNA, 294 nt
Organism: Alternaria hordeiaustralica
Lineage: Eukaryota; Fungi; Ascomycota; Dothideomycetes; Pleosporales; Pleosporaceae
Exons: 1
Coding region: 1-294 (97 amino acids)
Source: RefSeq, a predicted model, not a curated record